UUUGCUGCCUGUCUUGACUAGUGGACCAGGGCAUAAGGAAUGUUACGGUUAUGGAGGCCCCUCCUCACAACCGGAGGCCCGAGGCAAUUAUCUGCUCUGCCUAUUGGUAGCGCCGGCCCUGAGAAAAGUAAAUUAUAAGAUAAAGAAAAGGGGAGGUAUUUUAUGUUACACACGUGCUAGAAAACUACAGUUAAUGGCUUGGUUCCGUGCACAUUAAGUACACAUUAGUUUUUAUCGUCGUGCUGUAAAGCAAAAAAGUGUUUUGUCUAUUUUGGCGCUUGCUAAAGCUGUACUUGUUUCAUCGCAUCCUUCAUCAAAAGCACAAGAGGUUCGAUCAGGACUGCAAGAUGGAUCAGUAUCACAGACUCUCAGACGCCAGUGCUGACAGCAGUAUCUCAGAUCACAGCAUGAACGUUUCUCCUGGUGUGAUCAAAGUGUUAAAAGAACAUGGAUACACCAUAAAGAAAAAACUUGGACAAGGGAAUUCAGGAAUAGUGUUUCUGGUGAAUGACACAGAUGGAGAUCCUUAUGUGGUCAAACAGAUGAAUUCCAGAGAUGGGGAGGAGCUGGAUUCAGUCAGAAAGGAAGUUGAGAUCCUGAAAACUCUAAACUUUGGAUAUAUUGUUACUUAUGUAAAUUCAUUUGAAGAUAAAGAAGCGGGACGCAUUUAUAUUGUGAUGGAGUAUUGUGAAGGAGGUGAUCUUUCAAAAGUCAUGGAAACACGGAAAGAAGAACGUUUUUUUGAAGAAAAAGAGAUCCUUGACUGGCUUGUUCAGAUUUGUCUGGCUCUGCAGUAUCUCCAUGAGAAGAAAGUAAUUCAUAGAGAUAUUAAACCUCAGAAUGUCUUUCUGACUGAAGAUGGUUACGUCAAUCUAGGAGAUUUUGGAUGCUCAAAAGCAUUGGAAAGAGCUGAUGAAUAUGCAAAUUCAGUUGUGGGUGCAAAGCUCUAUGUCAGUCCAGAAGUUUAUCAGGGGAAACAUAAUUCCAAGAGUGACAUCUGGUCAUUGGGAUGGUUGCUUCAUGAUCUCUGCAUGCUUGAUGUGUGGGCAGAUGGCAUACAGCGUCACAUAGUUCAUGCAGUCAGCAUGGCAGGAAACCCCCCUCAUGUCUCAGAGAAAUACUCAGUAGAACUGAGAGAAUUAAUCAGACAAAUGCUCAGCUGUGACCCUAAAGACAGACCUUCAGCUGAAGAGAUACUAGCAAAACCAUUCCUGAACGAUGCAGUGAACAGAAACAGCAGAACUCCAGAGGCACUACUACAGAGUGUCGUGAAGUCUAUCGACACUUUUGAUAAGGCCUACAACAAGCACUUUAAAGACAUUGGGGAUUUAGUUAGUGAGUGGGGAAGAAUAACAGAUUCGAUGGAGUCUGCACAUUACAGUGCCACAGCGGGGAGUCUGUCAGGAUCAGUUAUUGGAGCAGCUGGAGGCAUCACCGCAUUAGUUGGUUUAAUUUUGGCACCAUUCACUCUCGGUGCAUCUCUGAUUGUUACUGGUGUUGGUGUUGGAGUUGGAGUUGCAGGUGGAGUAACAGGUGCUGCAUCCACCAUUACUAAUACUGUACAACAAAAGUCAUACAGAGAGAGCCUUGAACAAAUUCAGCAAAAGUAUAACUCUGUAAGUGAACCAAUUCUAACACCGCUGAAUACACUGAGAAAGGUACUGAGAAAAAUCGCAAAGUUCAAUGUAUUUUUUGGCAACUCAGCUUUUGACAAUGUACAAAUAUCAUGCAAUUUAAACAAAAGAAAUGUUUUUUGUGCCAUACAACUCAUGAAUUUAGGUCUUUUGGCAAAUGUUAGCAGAAUUGCUACUCAGACUGCAAGAGUAGGACGAGUAGUAGCAGAAGCAGUCUCAGGUGUGUUAAGUGGACUGUUAGUCAUAGUUGAUGUUGCCUUCAUAGUGAUGGAUUCUGUUGACAUUCACCAAAUGAGACAGGGAAAAGUAGAUGAUCCAGAAAAGGUCAAAUCCAGUUUGCUCAAAUCCAUUGCAGAGAUGAGGAGAACACAUAAUGAGCUUUGCAAUGUCCAGAGGGAAAUACAGACAACAAGAGAGGAACUAAAAGCAUAUAUAGAAUUGGUCAAGGAUGACAAGGAAAUAGACAAUGAUUUUAAUAGUUUAAACAUAUAGGUAUGAUUGCAGUCAGAGAAUCACGAAACAUCCUAUGUUGCUCUGAAACAACCAGAAUUCAUAUGUGUAGCAUGAGGUUGAGUUUUUGUGACUAUAUCAAGUCAGGUCACCUUAUUUAUACAGCACUUUUUGUAAUAGAACUUUAAAGAACAAAGCAGCUUUACAGUGAUUAAAAAUAAAUAAAUAAAUACAUUAAAAAAAGACAACAAAGUUUGAAAAUAAUAACAACACAAGUGUCAUUGUUCAGCUUGUGUCAGUUCAGUGUUGAUUCAGUUCCAUUAUAAAGAUCUUCAACUAUUAAUUUAUUCCAUCUGUUCAGCAGCUUUAGAGAAAACAGUGAUGUCAUCAUCCAGCUCAUUUCAGUUUUCAUGCAAUAGUGUCAGUGCAGUCAGAUCAAUAAUAUAGUUGAGGUGUCGUCAACUAAACAAGCCAAAGGGAACAGUGGCAAUGAACUCAAACUCAAUCAGGAGACAUAGAUUUUUUUGUUUGUUUGUUUUAAUUUUGAUGAUUAAAGCUUAUAGCUCAUGAAAGUCAAAAAUCCAGUAUCACAAAAUUUUAGAAUAUUUCCUAAGAUUGAUCAAAAAAGGAUUUGCAAAACUGAAAAGUUCAAGUUCUUUAAAGUAUGUUCAUUUAUGCACUCAAUACUUGGUCAGGGCUCCUUUAGCACAAAUUACAGCAUCAGUGAGGUGUGGCAUGGAUCAGCCUGUGGCACUACUGGGACACUACUGAGCCUUCAGCUUGUCUGUAUUGGUUUAUUUGGUUUCUCAUCUUUCUCUUGAAAAUAUCCCAUAAAUUUCAUAUGGGAUUCAGGUCAGGCAUGUUGGCUGGCCAGGCAAGCACAUUAAUAUCAUGGUAUUCAAACCACUUGGGAGUGGUUUUGGCACUGUGGGCAGGUGCUAAAGUCCUGCUGGAAAAAGAAAUCAGCAUCUCCAUAAAGCUUGUCAGUAGAUGGAAGCAUAAAGUGCUCCAAAAUCUCCUGGUAGACGGCUGCAUUGACUUUGCACUUGAUAAAACACAAUUGACCAACACCAGCAGACGUCACUGCAUCCCAAAUCAUUACUGACUUCAGAAACUUCACACUGGACUUCAGGCAGCUUGGAUUCUGUGCCUCUCCAGUCUUCCUCCAGACUCUGGGAUCAUGAUUUCAACAUGAAAUGCAAAAUUUACUUUUAUCUGAAAAAAGGACUUUGGACCACUGAGCAACAGUCCAGUUCUUUUUCUCCUUAGCCCAGAUAAGAUGCUUCUGACAUUGUUUCUGUUUCAGAAAUGGCUUGGUAGCCCUUUUCCUGAAGACAUCUGAGUGUAGUGACUCUUGAUGCGUUGACUCCGGCUUCAUUCCACUCCUUGUAAAGCUCUUUCAAAUGUUUAAAUCAGCUUUGCCUGACAGUUUUCUCAAGCUUGCAGUCAUCCCUGUUGCUUGUGCACCUUUCCCUACCCAUUUUCUUCCUUCCAUUCAACUUUACAUCUAAUAUGCUUUGAUGCAGCACUCUGUGAAAAGCCAUUCCUUUCUGUAAUGACCUUCUGUGACUUACUCUCUUUGUGGAGGGUGUCAAUGAUUGUCUUCUGGACCAUUGCCAGGUCAGCAGUCUUCCCUAUUAUUGUGGUUUCAAAAAACAAGAGAUACCUGGAAUUUAUACUGUAGGGAUGGUCAUUUAUUGAAACUCAAAUGUAAAUAUUCUAAUAUUUUGGGAUACUGGAUUUUUGACUUUCAUGAACUGUAAGCUCUUAAAAAAACAAAACAAAAAAAAAAAAAAAAAACACAUUUUAAAUGUUUUACUCUACAUGUAAUGAAUUA
This is a messenger RNA of Labeo rohita (rohu), 3921 nucleotides long. Its product is annotated as serine/threonine-protein kinase 3. Gene Ontology annotation, molecular function: lipid binding; protein kinase activity; ATP binding. Gene Ontology annotation, biological process: protein phosphorylation; lipid transport; lipoprotein metabolic process. Gene Ontology annotation, cellular component: extracellular region. Lineage: Eukaryota; Metazoa; Chordata; Actinopteri; Cypriniformes; Cyprinidae. The coding region runs from base 348 to 2126 and encodes 592 amino acids. The record is from RefSeq and is a predicted model, not a curated record. The transcript is spliced from 10 exons.